CUUAACCUCAGUAUUUAGAUAUUUAUCCAAACAUUAUUGCUAUGGGAUUUCCUGCAGAAAGACUUGAAGGCGUAUACAGGAACAAUAUUGAUGAUGUAGUAAGGUUUUUGGAUUCAAAGCAUAAAAACCAUUACAAGAUAUACAAUCUAUGUGCUGAAAGACAUUAUGACACCGCCAAAUUUAAUUGCAGAGUUGCACAAUACCCUUUUGAAGAUCAUAACCCACCACAGCUAGAACUUAUCAAGCCUUUUUGUGAAGAUCUUGACCAAUGGCUAAGUGAAGAUGACAAUCAUGUUGCAGCAAUUCACUGUAAAGCUGGAAAGGGACGGACUGGUGUAAUGAUUUGUGCAUAUUUAUUACAUCGGGGCAAAUUUUUAAAGGCACAAGAGGCUCUAGAUUUCUAUGGAGAAGUAAGGACCAGAGACAAGAAGGGAGUAACUAUUCCCAGUCAGAGGCGCUAUGUGUAUUAUUAUAGCUACCUGUUAAAGAAUCAUCUGGAUUAUAGACCAGUGGCACUGUUGUUUCACAAGAUGAUGUUUGAAACUAUUCCAAUGUUCAGUGGCGGAACUUGCAAUCCUCAAUUUGUGGUCUGCCAGCUAAAGGUGAAGAUAUAUUCCUCCAAUUCAGGACCCACAAGACGGGAAGACAAGUACAUGUACUUUGAGUUUCCUCAGCCAUUGCCUGUGUGUGGUGACAUCAAAGUAGAAUUCUUCCAUAAACAGAACAAGAUGCUAAAAAAGGACAAAAUGUUUCACUUUUGGGUAAAUACGUUCUUCAUACCAGGACCAGAGGAAACCUCAGAAAAAGUAGAAAAUGGAAGUCUAUGUGAUCAAGAAAUUGAUAGUAUUUGCAGUAUAGAGCGUGCAGAAAAUGAUAAAGAAUAUUUAGUACUUACUUUAACAAAAAAUGAUCUCGACAAAGCAAAUAAAGAUAAAGCAAACCGGUAUUUUUCUCCAAAUUUUAAGGUGAAGCUGUACUUCACAAAAACAGUAGAGGAGCCAUCAAAUCCAGAGGCUAGCAGUUCAACUUCCGUAACGCCAGAUGUUAGUGACAAUGAACCUGAUCAUUAUAGAUAUUCUGACACCACUGACUCUGAUCCAGAGAAUGAGCCUUUUGAUGAAGAUCAGCACACACAAAUUACGAAAGUCUGAUUUUUUUUAUCAAGAGGAAUUAAAAACCAUGAAAACAAACUUGAAUAAACUGAAAAUGGACCUUUUUUUUUUUUUUUUUAAUGGCAAUAGGACAUUGUGUCAGAUUACAAGUUAUAGGAACAAUUCUCUUUUCCUGACCAAUCUUGUUUUACCCUAUACAUCCACAGGGUUUUGACACUUGUUGUCCAGUUGAAAAAAGGUUGUGUAGCUGUGUUAUGUAUAUACCUUUUUGUGUCAAAAGGACAUUUAAAAUUCAAUUAGGAUAAAUAAAAAUGGCACUUUCCCAUUUUAUUCCAGUUUUCUAAAAAGUGGAGACAGACUGAUGUGUAUACUUGGGAAUUUUUCCUUUUGUGUUCUGUCACCAAUUGAAGUGGCUAAAGAGCUUUGCGAAUCACAGGUUCACAUCCUACCCCUUUGCACUUGUGGCAACAGAUAAGUUCGCAGUUGGCUAAGAGAAGUUUCUGGAGGGUUUUUGCUACAUCCUAAUGCAUGUAUUCAGGUUAAGGGAAUGGAGGGAGUGCUCAGAAAGGAAUAUAUUUUAUGCUGGACUGUGGACCACAUACCAUCUCCAGCUAUUUACAUGCAUCUUUCUUUAGCAUGCUACAGUUACUAAUCUGGACAUUUGAGGAAUUGGCCGCUGUCACUGCUUGUUGUUUGUGCAUUUUUAAAAAAAGCAUAUUGGUGCUAGAAAAGGCAGCUAGAGAGAAUGAAUCUGUAUUUGGGGUAUAGGAAUGAACCUUCUGCAACAUCUUAAUCCACAAAUGAAGGGAAAUAAAAAUGAUGUCAGAUUAGAAACACAGCAACAAUGACUUAACCAUAUAAAUGUGGAGGCUAUCGACAAAAAAUGGGCUUGAAACAUUACAAAAAUUGACAGUAAUUUCUUAAAUAUGUCUUCUCAAUUGUAAUGACUGCUCCAUCUCCUGCGUAAUCAAAACCAGUGCUAAAAGUCAGAUGCUAUUAGUACCUACAUCAGUCAACAAUUUAUUACGUUUCAAUCAUAUACCUGCUGUGGAUGCUUCAUGUGCUGAGUAUAAGCUUCUUUUUACUCACUAAAUACAAAAUAUUUUGUAAUGCUGCACAGGAAAUUUCAAGAUUCUACAGUAAGUGUUUUUUUUUUUCUUUAAAGAUUUAUGAUGCAAUUAUUCAGUCCAGUAGCUGUCAGCCGUUCCACCCUUUUGACCUUACACAUUCUAUUACAAUGAGUUUUGCAGUUUUGCACAUUUUUUAAAUGUCAUUAACUGUUAGGGAAUUUUACUUGAAUACUGAAUACAUAUGUGUAUAUUAAAAAUUUUGUGUUAAAAAGGAAAUUAGAGUUGCAGUAAAUUUUCAACACUGUACAAAUAAGGCAUUUAAUUUUUCAGUAGAAAUUGUCCAUAAGCUUUAUCAAUUUGUUAUUGAAAGAAUAGAUUUUUUUUCAAUGUGCAGUGUUGGUUCAUUUCUUCAUAGUGCUAGAGUUGAGAACUAAGGCUUCAAUUUAUGUCUUAAGUAUCAUCAUAUAUUUGAUAUGCCCAGACUGCAUAUGAUUUUAAGCAGAGUACAACUACUGUUGUAAAGGUAAUGUGAAGUUACUAUUAAAAAGGAUUUUUCCCUCAGAAAUUUGAUAUCUUUAAAAUUAUACCCUGACCUUGACAUUUGAAUACCUAGCCAUUGUAUUUCUUAUUGGUGUAAAAUCCCAUUUUCAAUAACUUAUUGGUGCUGAAAUUGUUCACUAGCUGUGGUCUGAUCUAGUUAAUUCACACAGAUUGCAUAGAACUUAUUAGAACAGCAUUUAUAGAGUUUGAUGGUAAAUAGAUCAGGCAGAACUUUAUCUAAAAUAUUCUUAGUAUAUAAUGACAUGUUUUCCAUAUGUCAUCAGUUUCAUUCAACAAAUAAAGUUUUAAAAUUUUUAACAAAACUGUUAGGGUUUACACAUUUAUAUUUAAACAUUGAUAAUACAGAGUAUUCAUUGACUGCUCAUUAAGUUAAAUUGGUGAAGUUAGAAACUAUUCCACGGAUCUUCUCACUGAAAUUAAUCUGCCAUUUUAUCUUUCAUGAAAACUGAAAAUUGACUAAUGAAAAUCAACUAGAUUUGAAAAUAGGUAUUAAUACUGUUCUUUGUUACAGUUUUGGGCACAGUAUAUUAAAACGUAACUUGCAUUGUUUCAAUAUGUAACAUGAAGGGCCAGGUUAUAAAUAAUUAUAUUAUAAUGGGCUUUUGCACUGUUAUUUUUCCUUUGGAAUGUGAAGGUCUGAAUGAGGGUUUUGAUUUUGAAUGUUCCAGUGUUUUUGAGAAGCCUUGCUUACAUUUUAUGGUGUAGUCAUUGGAAAUGGAAAAAUGGCAUUAUAUAUAUUAUAUAUAUAAAUAUAUAUUAUACAUACUCUCCUUUAUUUCAGUUACCAUCCCCAUAGAAUUUGACAAGAAUUGCUAUGACUGAAAGGUUUUCAAGUCCUAAUUAAAACUUUAUUUAUGACAGUAUUCAUAAUUAGCCUGAAAUGCAUUCUAUAGUAAUUUCUCCCAAAUUUCUGGAAUGUUUUUUUAGACUUUUUGUAUGUGCAGCAGCUUACAUGUCUGAAGUUACUUGAAGGCACCACUUUUAAGAAAGCUUACGAUUGGGCCCUAUACCAUCCUAAAUCCUCUGUAACUCCUCUUGAAUAUUUUUGCCAUAAUUAUAAAAGGGUAGUUGAAUAAAUAGCAUCACCAUUCUUUGCUGUGGCACAGGUUAUAAACUUAAGUGGAGUUUACCGGCAGCAUCAAAUGUUUCAGCUUUAAAAAAUAUGAGUAGGGUACAAGUUAUGUGUUUAGUUCUAGAAAAUUUGUGCAAUAUGUUCAUAACGAUGGCUGUGGUUGCCACAAAGUGCCUCGUUUACCUUUAAAUACUGUUAAUGUGUCAUGCAUGCAGAUGGAAGGGGUGGAACUGUGCACUCAAGUGGGGGCUUUAACUGUAGUAUUUGGCAGAGUUACCUUCUAUCUGCCAGUUCAAAAGUUCGAUCUGUUUUCAUAUAGAAUAUAUAUACUAAAAUUUUCAGUCUGUUAAACAGCCUUACUCUGAUUCAGCCUCUUCAGAUAUUCUUGUGCAGCAGUGGCUCUGUGUGUAAAUGCUAUGCACUGAGGAUACACACAAACAUACACACACAAAAAAUGAUGUGUACAGGAUAAUGCCUCAUACCAAUCAGAUGUCCAUUUGUUACUGUGUUUGUUAACAACCCUUUAUCUCUUAGUGUUAUAAACUCCACUUAAAACUGAUUAAAGUCUCAUUCUUGUCAUUGUGUGGGUGUUUUAUUAAAUGAGAGUAUUUAUAAUUUAAAUUUGCAUAAAUCCAUUGAAAUUUUAGGUAAUGGGUAGCCAAAUAGGAUUAUAUUUUCUCUAAGGUUCCCGCCCACCCUCCUGCUGUCCAUCAGAGUCAGUGGGCUUUUUAUAAAAGAAUGACUUUUGCUUAGGAGUAGAUUAUAUGUCUACUCGUGUUUAAGAAACACUAUUCAAGCCUUAGUCACCACUUAAUAAAAUGUCUGGGCACAUGAAAUAAUAAUUUUAGUCCUGACAAAGUUCCAUAUUCUUGGCGAACUUUAUAUUGUACUGUUAAGCUCAAUGUCUGAAGACAACUUUCCCAAAUUUUGUGGCUUUUUCUUUAUAAUUUUUUACUUUGUCUUGUUCAACAUAAUGGGGAACUUUAUUUCUUGUGCCAUAUAAAAAGUGAAAUUUGAGAAUAAGUUACUUGUGUACUUUUAGGUAUACUAGGAAGCUUAAACACUGAGGCAUAUCCUUUCAACACAACAUAAAAUUAAGGUAAUAAAUGAAAUUAUAGUUUGUACAAAUGUUUUGAUAGCAAAGCAAACUUAAUGUAACAAUGGAUUUAAUGUUUCAAGUUUACAUCUCCAUGUGAAUGAUAUGUAAGAUGAAGCAUGAAGUGUAUGUUUAUUCACAGUAAGUGUACAUGAAAACUAUCCUGGAGUCUAAUAAUACUUCAGUUUAUAACAACAUACUUUGGUGAUGUUUGCAAAACAGGAAUUUAUUGAAAUUCUGAUUUUGUGUCAUGCCUGCACUGUACUGUAACUUGAGCUGGCGUGAUUCAGUGAAUGCCAUCACCAUUUCCAUUGAAAAUUUAAAAAUCACCGGUGUUUAACAUGCAGGCUUCCAAAGGCUUCCAAAAAAUCAAGACCCUUGAAUUUAGUUAAAUUACUGCUAACCUGAAAUUGGGUUUUUUUAUUUUUGCCAGAUAAUUGGCAAUUUUACAUGGCUUAUGUGUAACUAAAUUAGCAGUGCUGUCACUAGUGCAGAGAAAUUUUUGUGACUGGAAACAAUAAUUCAGUUAAAACUUGAAGGCAUGGGAUGUAAAACAGCAUGGUAAUGGAGAAAGACUUUUAAAGGUGAGAUAUUAGUGACUAAUUUACUUAUAACAUUAUAUAGCUAUAGGAAUCCUAGUGGCAAAGUUGCUUAUCAGUUUGUAGAGUUUAGAAAAAAAUCACUUUUAUAAUGAUCAUAUUUCUCCUAUCUUUCAAGAGAGCUUCCUUAUAGAUAGCAUAAUAUGAGUAGCCACUCAGACAAUUUCAUGUUGGUUGGUAGCUUUAAAUAUUUAUAAUGUGAAGACAAGACCAAACAGUUUCACUGGUGAUAGUACUCGUUGGUUUUUAAGUUGGCUAUUUUUAGAAUAAUUUCCCAAAUUUCCUAAAAUAAUCACUUAUAAUCUCAGCACUUGGAGAUAGAGCCAUUAUUACUUUAGUGACUAUACAAUCUUUUUUGUGUAUAUUCAUGUAUAUAUUUUAGAAAAUGAAAUUUAUACUGUGCAUAUUGUUAGUGUCUUGCUUCAUAUUUUCAUCAUGGAUUUGUAGAAUGUCCCAUUGCUUUACAAAAUGGAAAGUUACUUGAGCACUUUCUAAUGUUACACAUGCAGAUUAUAUACAGUUACCGAGCAUUCAAGUCAGUGGGUUAAUACUGUUGGCAUUAGGAUGGUAUAUGUCUAAGUAAAUCAGUUACAUUUAUUUAGCAUAAAGAAGCUUAAAAUUUUGGAUAUUCAAAGAACCAUAUUAAGUAGAAUAUGUGGAAUACUAUAUUAAUAGUUCAUCACUUCUGUUUCCCUUUUAGAUUGGAAAGGAAAGAUGGACUUUUCAGUUUGUAUAGUGGUAAGAAGUUGCUCAAUUUAGAGCCAGUUAUUUUAACACCCAUCCCCCACAAUACCCCCAAAAAAGCAAAACUACUGUGGAUUUAUCAUGUCUUUAAAUCUGCAUGGCCAUGUGAUUUGCAUCACAUCAAAAACAAUAUCUCAUGAACGGUUUGCCCUUAGCUCUGAAAACAGGUUUAUUAUUAUGGUGAGCUUAGAAUGUACAACUUUUUGAUAGUUUUUUGAGAAUUCUGGUGAAGACACAGCUGAGGGUAGUAUAUAUAACUUAUAAACCAAUGUAUUAAUAUUUUUAAAACAUUUUUACAUAUGAGUGAAGUUAACUGCCAUCUUUGAGCAUUACCACAUUUUAAAAUAAAGCUACAUAUUUUUAAAUGAAGUGUUUAACAAGGAUUUAUAUUUUUCAUUUUUAAAAAUUAAAAGUAAUUUAUAUCUUCUCUGUUGCAUGUGGGUUCUCAUCUGUCCUUAUAAUGGUUAGAGAAUUUGUUUGUGUAGAAGGAACAAAGCUUGUAGUCAUGGCUUUAGUGUUGCAGUUUGCCAAAUCUGUUUACUACAGUGAAAUUCUUGAUGUUUAGGUGUGGUGUUCAAUAGCACAUCACUUACUGGCUGUUAUUUAUGUGCGCCUCUAGGAUUUUUUGCCUACUACAGUUGUCUGAAUGAUAUCUCACCUUUACAAAUGCCGUUUCAGUAUCCAACUUGGUUCCAUUAAAUUGCCCUUGUGCCCUAGUGAACAGUUUGUACGUGUGCAUGUGUGAAUUUGUGUGUAUGUGGAGCGUGUCUGGGUGAAUUAGAUUUUCAAGAGUGCUACACUAAUUUAGAGAUUAAAUAAUUUGAUUCAGGCAAACAUUUCUCACUGGAAUUUUUCAGUUAUUGUAAUGAAAAUGUUAACCCUGGACAACCUUUGGCAUACAGUAGUGAAUCAUGGAUAUUGAUGAAUUUGUUAGUAGCAUCUUGAUAUGUACAUUAAUGAGUUAUUUUUAAAGUUGUGCAUUAAACCAAAGUUGGCAUUUUGGAAAUGUUUAUAUCAAGUUCCAUUUGGCUACUGAUGGACAAGAAUAGAAAUGCCUUCCUAUGGAGAGUAUUUUUCCUUUAAAAAAUUAAAAAGGUUAAUUAUUUUGA
Messenger RNA from Cavia porcellus (domestic guinea pig), 7363 nucleotides. RefSeq names its product phosphatase and tensin homolog (gene Pten). Gene Ontology annotation, cellular component: plasma membrane; cytosol; nucleus. NCBI's taxonomy places the organism in Eukaryota, Metazoa, Chordata, Mammalia, Rodentia, Caviidae. Gene Ontology annotation, molecular function: phosphatidylinositol-3,4,5-trisphosphate 3-phosphatase activity; phosphatidylinositol-3,4-bisphosphate 3-phosphatase activity; inositol-1,3,4,5-tetrakisphosphate 3-phosphatase activity. The coding region runs from base 42 to 1151 and encodes 369 amino acids. Gene Ontology annotation, biological process: regulation of phosphatidylinositol 3-kinase/protein kinase B signal transduction; phosphatidylinositol 3-kinase/protein kinase B signal transduction; negative regulation of cell population proliferation. The record is from RefSeq and is a predicted model, not a curated record. The transcript is spliced from 8 exons.